Molecule: messenger RNA, 1239 nt
Organism: Octopus bimaculoides (California two-spot octopus)
Lineage: Eukaryota; Metazoa; Mollusca; Cephalopoda; Octopoda; Octopodidae
Product: protein phosphatase PTC7 homolog
Biological process (GO): protein dephosphorylation
Cellular component (GO): mitochondrion
Molecular function (GO): protein serine/threonine phosphatase activity
Source: RefSeq, a predicted model, not a curated record
AAUGAAGGUGAAGCCAUUAGGAAGGACAUGUGACGUCAUUGACAAAGAUGGAGCAGUGUAGGUCUGUUCUUCUACCAUGUGGACAAGUGCUGGUUAACUUUUUAAACUGUCACCUUCAGCAUUUCAAUUUAUCCGCUCUACAGCGGUGACUUAAACAUCUCAUAGCGUUUUUGUUUUUUUUUUCUUACCGUUAUGCGACGAUUUCGAGUUGCUGUUGUCAACGAGUUCCUUAUGUAACUACUUUCACAUCCUCAAACAAAAAAUAUUCCAACUUCACACGUGUAUUUAUAUUUUGGAUUGCAGAUUCGGAAUUUGAAAAUUAUUUUCCUAUUAAAUAUAUGAUAUCGACGACCAGUAAAGUACUCCAACCGAUCCUCGAAAUAAAUCUACGGACGAAGGAUACGCUGAUUAUUGACAAACGUAGUUUUUCCAGCCGUGUAUCUUUCAAAAGAACCAAAAAUCUGACCUGACCUGACCAUGCAGUCGGUAACCCUUUACGGAAGACUUCUAGCCAGAGCUUUUAUUACUGGUUUUCACAAUGAGUACCAACUGAAGGCCCGUGAGAAACCACAAGAACUUCAUUUAGUAACGGGUGCUUCUGGUUUUUCAAAAUCUACUAGGCCCAAAUCUGAGUUGUUACGCAAAUGGACUUUUGGCGAUGAUGCUUUCUUUAUUGCUAGGAAUAAAGUAGCUGAUGUUAUAGGUAGCAGUACUGCAUGUAUAGUGUCACUCCAUCGAGAAGAGCGAACUGUAUACACUGCCAAUUUAGGUGACAGUGGAUUCCUAGUUAUUCGCCAUGAUGAAGUCAUUCACCGUUCACAAGAACAACAACAUUACUUUAACACUCCAUUCCAGCUAGCCGUGGCUCCACCACCACAACGAGGCCAAAUUAUCAGUGACAGUCCAAGCAUGGCUGAAAAUUCAUCCUUUGGUGUACAAGAAGGAGACAUCAUUCUACUAGGUACCGAUGGUUUAUUUGACAAUAUGAAUGAAGACAUGUUACUAGAUUAUGUAUCUAAAUUAAAGGACCAUCGUCAAGACAAUAUACAAAAGACGGCCAGUAAGAUUGCUGAAGAAGCUCACCAAUUGGCCUUUGAUCCUGACUAUCUUUCACCUUUUGCUCUUACUGCCAUAGAUGCUGGUAUAGAAAUUCGAGGUAUGUCAUUCCCAAAUUUACUCUUUUGUACCAAGUACACUUUGUGUUUAUAUUUGCCUUGUUCAUAGAACCGUCUUAGAAGU